ACCGUUCCUCGGUCUCACUGUGUGUUUUCGCGGCCAGUGCAAAAGAAGGGUGGAUGUGUUUUGUGCGUGCUGAGCGAUUUUUUUCGUGGCGCAUAACUAUCGCAAGUGUUCAUUUCAAUGUCUCCCAUUUCGAGCUGAUUGGAUUUUGUCCCUGUGAACACGGUUUAGCUUGAUUUGCAGAAUUAGUAACAGUAUUUUCUGGCGUGAAGUGAGUAAAAAAACCAAAUAUCUUCCACCUCAUCAAACCAGAAGAAGGAAUCGUUGCUUCCCGAGUUGUGUUGCUAGUGAAGAAAGAAAAAAAAAAUCCAGAUCUUUUAUCCCACAAGCAUAGCGGUGGUUACAGACUCGCGACUGUUGCGUUUGUUUUACCCUUUGCAUCGGUCAGCUUUACGGAAAACCCCUUUUCUUUCUCCGUGAAUAGCAUCACUGUCUGUUCUAGUAUUUUCUUGCGCUGGUGCUUCGAAUACGCGUUUCUUCAGCAGUAUCAGGUUCUCGAAAGGUGUUUCGCUAUGUGUAUAUGAGCGUGUAUGCGUGUGUGUGUGUGUGUGCAUAUGACCAAUGUCUGCAAAAGCAGACAACGCUAGCCACAAAGGGUGGAAGAAAAACCAACCCCACAAAGUGUGAGGGCGCUAAAGUUAGCUAAAGUUAAAGCAAAACGUACUACUCUAUCUUGGUGCGCGACGUGAUAAGGAAAAGGGAUUUCCACUGAUUCUUUCCCGAUGAAAGAAGAAUCCAUGGGUGAAGGAAACAGCCAGUGUUGCAGCAAGUGAUGAGUGUGUGUAUGUGCGGGGUGGUGCGCAGUCUGUGAAAAAUACGUUUUUGGUCGUUGCCUAUACUUUUCCUUUCACAUUACGAUCGCGAAUGUCAAACAGGUCCCGUUCAAUUUUGACAGUCGUCGCUUGAAACAAAAAAAAACCAAAAUAAAGAAAAAUCCCCAGCCUGCUUCGUGUGCGCGUGUGUGUAUGUUGAGCGUACGUGCCCAGUCCAACGCGUUCGCGUGUGUGCGUGCAUAUGUACGGUGUGUUCGUUCAUAUGAGCGCAAGUGUUUUUUUUUUGUUAUGUGUUUUGAUCGCUGGUGGAAAAUGUUUUCUGCACAGUUUUUCUUUUGUUUAAUGCGCUCUCUCUCCUCUUCGUCGAGGUUGUUGUGUUGUGUAAUGUAAAAUUGUAAAACCCAUUACAACCCCACACCCCCAAAGGAGGGUGCACACGAUGUUUGGCGUUUUCACGACCACCCUCUCGUUCCCAUCUCGCACUGUGCUACGCACCGAUCAGCUGCAAUCAAUAGAAGCUCAUCUAAAGUUGUCUCCAGUAUAUCAUUGUUUUUAAUUGAAGCAGAAGAAAAGAAAUUAAGAAACGAAAACAAGAGAGUAGUUAUGCGAAAGAACGAAAAGGAAAGUCAUCAACAGUAACCAUAACAACGUGUGCGGAAUCGAACAAAAAAUAAAACUAGUAUUCGAUUAACUUCCCCUUUAUCACUGCAGCGGUACGGGAGAAGAGAAAGGGAACAGUCCUCUCAUUCGUAAUGGUACUGUGGGGUCCACAAAACAAACGCAACCCGAUGUCAUUACGCUGAAACCUUAAGAAGCAGGACGUUAGCAUUGUUUCGUUUUCGUUCUCCGAUUACAUGUUUUACAACAGAAAAUGUAAAAAGUGUUACAGUUUGUGAUGUUUUCCACCUUUGUCACUAUCUAUUUCUAAUUGCGUUACAGCACGUGCGUGAGUGAAUGAAGAAAAUUAUUGUGCAGUGUGUUGAGUGAAUUCCGUGCCCGAAAGUGUGUAAUGCUACAUGUAGCUGCAUUAUAAGCUGCAUUAUAAGUGCAACAUUUUAUAGCAAGUGAUCAGUCAUCAUAUCGAUGCAGUAGUAGAUCAAGUAGUGAAACACCGAGUAUAAAAGGAAUCCUCCAAACAGAGGAAGAGAGCGAGAGUGAGAGUGUGUGUGUGUCCGUGUGGCUGACGGUACAAAGUUUCCGGACGGCACUGUACUACCCCAUCAUACUAUACCAUAUCGUCGUGAAUGACACUAAUAGGGCCAGGCGCCCCAGGAAUGGCAUUUAUGAUGAAGAAGAAAAAGUACAAGUUCUCGGUGGAGCUCCACCUGGAGGAGCUGGUGGAGGUACCGUUCCUGAAUGCGGUGCUGUUUGCGAAGAUCCGUCUGCUGGACGGCGGCUCCUUCCAGGAGCACAGCAAUAGGGAGGAAGUGAAAAACCACACCGUGAAGUGGGGUCAAAAGUUCGAGUUUCCCUGCAAAAUGACGUCGAACGCGUCGACCGGCGUACUUGACCCCUGCACCGUACGGAUAUCGGUGCGCAAAGAGAUUAAGGGUGGCAGGAGUUACCAGAAGCUAGGAUUUACGGAUCUAAACCUGGCCGAGUUUGCCGGUUCCGGCCUAACGUCGCGCAAGUGUUUGCUCGAGGGAUAUGACGCACGACACCGGCAGGACAACUCCAUGUUGAACGUGUCGUUGCGUAUGCACAUGAUUCAGGGUGAUAUAUUGUUUAAAGUUCCUUCUCCCAGUCCGAAAUCGAAGACUGCCCUCCCACAGGACAACCUAGCACUCGGACUACAGCCCACCGAUUCGGCGAUGGCGACGGUCGGCCCCGUCGUUACACCCGUCGUAACGCGCGUUACUACCAAAGAAGAUCCAUCGGCCGCAUCCGUUGCGUCCGGGUUCGAUUCGCUGCAGAAAAAGAAACCCCCAACGCAGGGCCUAGCGACGACGAUAGAGCACCAACAAUCGAUCGACCUGGACCCGCAAUCGUUUAUCAUUACCGAUUCCGGUAUCUCCGAAUCUUCCGAACCGCCAUCGUCUCUGCUGGACUUCCAGUCGAAUCUUUCCCUCGUCGCAUCGCUACCGAUCAGUGUCGGUGCACCGCAGGCUGGCAAUGUGCCCGGCAGUCAGGUAGUAUCGACCGUUGGUAACGUACCCGGUGCGAUCGAAUUAGGUCACUCGCGCAACUCGAGCAAUACUAGUCAAAUGUCCAAAGGCUCCGGUUACAGCAGCUUCUCCCACAGUCAACACUCGAGGCAAAGCUCCGAGGGAGAUUCCGGUCACCAGAGGUUCCGUCCGGCGACGGCAACGGUUUUCCAUGGCAAACCGGGCACGGUGCUAACGGUGGUGCCGGCCACCAGCUCCACAACCACCACGACUAGUAGUAGUACCGCACAGUCUGUAGUUAACGGUGGCUCUAGCCGUUUCGUUACGAUCGCUAAUAAGAAACUUCUCACCAGCGGUAUCAGCAACAGCAGCAGCAACAGCAACAAUACCACCACCAACAACGGAAGGCCUAAGAUCAACCCUACGAAGCAGCAGAUGAUGACUGCGAACCGGUUGCUUAUGAAGUUGCGCAUACCCCAGAGUCCGAACUCCGAUUCGGGCGAUGAUGUCUUUGUCACGCCGGACGUGACAGUACUGUCGGAGGACGAAGGUGGUGGCAGUGACGAUCGAACGGAGUCCGGUGUGGAGGAGUUCGGAACGCCCACGUCCGAGAUUCCGCUAGCAAAGCUAAUCAAGAUCAAGAGCAUGAACAAUUUAGCCGUCCCGAAGGGUACCUUGUUCUCGGAUGACGAGAUGGAUCACCCGGACGGCUACAUCCAGACGGACGUUACGGAUGAGCAUCAUCUUACACCCGGCAUGAACUUAAGCCGUAUGAAAUCGCUCGGCAACCUGUCGGCGUACGAACGCGAGUUCGGCCACACGCCAGUCGAUUUGUUACAGUCAAAGCGGGACUUCGAGACGAGAAGGUUCAGUUUUGCGAAAAUGCGCUCCUUGACAGAUUUAACUGCGGGCGAUGAGUCGGAUGAUGUGCUAGUACGUCGCCGACGACAGCUAGAAGCGGAAGAAAAAAGUUCCUCGGAUGAAUCGAAACCACCAUCCUCGUGUCAACUAUCACCGGCGGGUACAACCUGCGGAAUUGACCUCGCCAAUCGCUUCCUACCCUUCCAGAUGCGCAGCUCGUUUCAUAGUGGUGUGUAUCGGAAGCGAUCCGGCAUAGGGUAUACGCGCUACAUCGGUAUCGAUGAUGAUCCGACGACGACGACGACGACAACCAACGGUGAACCAAUGCUUGGCGGUACUAAUCUAACGAAGAUAAACUCCCUCAGCACGAUUCCAACCGUGCUUCCAGGCGAACGAGUCAAUCAUGUGCCUUUCCUGACGCCCAACAUUGGCCGUAAACGGUUCGCAACGAACAGUAGUGCCACCAGCAGCCCGGAUGAAAAUGAUCCCGAUCCGAUUAGAUUAGCUAAACCGAAGACAAGUUCCUCGCCUACCAGUACGGUAGCGAAGGUGAUUGCACGUAGCUCCGUCCGGGGCAAUAAUCCGUUCGAGCGCAACUUCCGCAAGAGUGCUCCGAUCGGUGGAAUCGUUGUUGGGCAACCGGAACCAGCGACAGGUACACGAAGCAGUGGUCUGCUUCGAACGUCCAAUUCGUCCAGCUCGGUGCAACAGCUGCAGCAGGUGGGUGGAUUUUUCCGCCAGUCCGACAGUAACUUCUACAACAUCGUACGUAACUACCCGAUCGGGAAGUCUUCCUCCGCUAAUCUGGAGUCGCUCAAGCAUCGCUCUUCCUACAACAACUUCCCGCUAAGUCUUAAGCCUCAGCAACAGUCACAGCAACAACAGCAGCAGCAGCAGCAGCAACAACCUCAUCAGAAGCAAUCAAAAGCAGCAGGUGUGCUAUCGAAGGGAGCCGGUGAACUGAAGGGCAUUGUACCUUUGGUCGGUGCGAAACCAGUGGCUGUGAACCAUCAACCAACGACGACAACAACGGGCAACCGUGUCUACCAUAGAUUCCGCUCAGUAGUGCGGGUAGUACUUAAGUUUAUCAUAAAGGGACAAUCGAACCAAUCGGCUAACGAUUGCCAUAAGUCUGUCACCAGCUCCACCAGCAUCAGCAAUGUUACCAAUGCCAGUGGUGGUGGUGGUAGUACCAACGGUACUACACCAGCUACCACAUGUACUUCUACCACUACUUGUACUUCUACUACUACCUCUGCUACCACCGCUACUACUACUACUACUACUACUUGUUGUUACAAUUCUACUUCCACCACUACCACCAUAUCUUCUACCAGUGCGACGGUGUUAAAGAACAUUUGUGGUUUGCACCGGCGUUUGCUGGACGGCAGCACCCGUCAACUAACCUCACUAACGCUAGCGACACCGUCGACUUCCGGCGCGGGCACAUCCUCGUCCGGCUCGAGCGCCAUCAGUCCAUCGUCGACGGGUACGUCGGUCGGUACUGGUGCCGCAUGCUGCACACUUCCACCGGGCACUGGCCCCGGUAGCAUUGCGUCCAGUACCGACUGUACGGACAACAUGGUGGCCGGCCCGAGCGUGGUUCUACCGCCCGGUGGAAGUGGGUCCACCGAACGUACGAUAGGUGGCGUCACUGUCUCGGGUGGACCAACCGGUACCGGGACGGGUCUGUGCGUUGCCUCAUCAUCAUCCUCAUCCGGGUUCGAUACGUCGAUGCUCAACAAUGGCACUAACAACUCAUCAUCCCUCAAUCUACCAUCAUCGCUUGCGCUCAGACGUCCCAGUGCUAACAUAAACCCCAGUUCUGGUUCCAUCCCGAUGAGCGAAACCGGAUCACUCGAUCGCAUGAAGUCGGCGGCAGAGCGAAGGAAAAAGGGCUCGGGACACGACGGUGACAGUGGGCCGACGUUGUCCGGCCGCGUUGAGGACACUCGCGUCAACACCGGUCUGAUAAUUGACGAGUUGUUGAAAAACACCAAACUGGACCACUUAGAAGAUGCCGAAAAUCCCACCGGGCUAGCACUGUACAUCGGUAGCGAUGGUACGACGAUGGUUGGCAGCCACGAGGUACAUUCACGCAUGCCGGCCGGAGCAUUUAAGCAGGUUGUCAUGGAAACGCCAAGAUAGUAGCAACAGUAGCAUCCAUUUUCUUCACACUGUUGCAACGCUUACCAUCGGACGAAACCAUCGCAGUGUGCAGCGACAGAUGGUACCUAUUCUGGUGGACACACGCGAACGCGCAUCAGUAUCGUCAUGUUCGUCAUCCAAAUUGUGUAUUUGCCAUACCUACGUUUUUCGCUAAAGGGCUCGCACGGUGCUACACCGAAGAAAAAAGUAAACAAAAAGUGUGAUUAUCCGUGCAUGAGCGCGGCCUGCAGGUGUUGUUGUACAGCAGAAGUAUUUGUGUGAGUCGCUUCUUUAUUAUUUCACCUUUAAUAUUGUGUCCUUUUUUUGCGGUAGCCGCCGUAAACUGUAUUUCCCAACAGCUCAGUGGGCAGCUCCCAUCGGCACGAAUCGAAAUACGAUCAUAUGAGCCUUGUUCUUUCACCAAUAAGUGUGCGUAUGAAGGAAAUAUGUGAAUUUAAAAUUCAUUAUCCUAAAAUUCGACGUACCGUUCGGGUUUGAGAAAAAAUGGAAGAUUCAGUUAGCUCACCUAAGAAAUUGUCUUUCUACGAACGCAUAGUGGUACAGGGAAAUGAAUUUGGUUUUUGUUUGUAGCUUUUGUUUUAAUUCAUUUUAUUCCCUUUACUACAUAACAAGCCCAAAAAGCCGCCGCCGCGCAGAAGAACGAGCACGAGAAACACAAAAGCAAAUACCAUUAAGCCAUUACGUUGUGAUAAACUUUAACGGGUUACAGAGUUUUUAUUUCCGUUUCUUCUAUUCUUACCUACCCUCCCUCCCCCCCGGAGCAGCGUGUAACCGCUGCUAUUAUUAGUACUACUUCUAAUUGGUGGUAUUUUUAAAUGAAAUAUAGUUAGGUAUUUUUUCCCCUGUAAAAAAAACAGUGUUUCACUGAUGGUGCCGUUAGAGCCGUAGACCGAUUGCACCUGAAGCAAAAGCGUUUUUUGUUGGGAAGAAUUUAGAAUCAGUUUUGGCUUAGCGUUGAAAAACAUAAUAAAUUUAAAAUAAAUUCAGCAGCAGGUUCGAAGCAGCAAUACCGAACGGGGGGGACAAAAGAGAAAUUCAUAUGCGAGAAGAAACACAACAUGAGUUUGCUUUACAACAGCAAAGAGUAAGAAAUAGUAUAACAAAAACAAAAAGAAACAAUAACACAAACGAAUCCCUCCCCCCUUGAACUGUCCGCCCUUUGGGUAAAACCAUGGUGGAAAGUGAUACGUAAGACAAGCUACUAGUGUGCACGUGUUCGAAACACGUGUAUCUCUUGCAUGAGACCGCUAGUGAGUGUUUGUAAGUGUGUGGAAUGAUUCAGCAGGACAGAUAAGUGGAGGAAAUUGUAAAUUGUGUGUUUAUAGUGGAGGUAUUAUUAUGAAUUAUUAUUAUGUUUAGUGUUAACUUUAUUUCUUUUUAUCAUUAUAGUUCGUUCCAGUUAACGUAAAAUUGUGAGGAAAGCAAAUGUAAUUUGUUUAUGUUUUGAUUUUAAUAUUAUUACCUUUUUUAUGUUUUUUUUUCUUUCUCUUUCGUACAUUACCAUUUGUGUAUCCCUAGCGCGGUAUCAAUCGUUUGACCUGAUCUUACAACAAGCAAUUGCAAAUACUAUUUAAAGUGUAGAGUUGGUUUUAUAUUACGUUUGCACGCACUGUUUAAGUUCCUGCAGCACUGAACCGUGUGAAUAAUGGUCAUCUGAUGGGAGCAUUCCGUCAGGGCAAAGUUAGUUGAUUUCCUUUAGACAGUUUGUGUUACACACCCUCUUCUGUAGUUGGGAAUUGGAAAGCUAUUCACGUUAGAGCGCUGUAUUAUUAUUAUCCCGUUUUAUUUCAUUCUCUCCAAGAAAAGAAAAAGGUUAGAUGGAGUUAUUAUUUCUUAAUAUUAUUCAGUGUAAAUAAUGAAUUAAUAGAACCUAGAUGGUAUCACACAAUCAGCGAUACAUGUGUGCAGCACUUUGUUGCGUUUCAUUCAACUCUAAUUGAUAGAAAUCAUGGGGAAGGGGAAGAAAAUAAAGCUCUGAAAGGGAAACAAAAUAAGCAAGCAAUGUAAAAUUGUGUACAGAUGCACCAGGUAAAACCACAAAAACAAUGAACAGUCUCCCUGCGUAUAAUGUGUGCAUCUUAGGCAGGUAUCAUAUUGUAAGGAUCGUCCGACAGCAUUCAUACCUAACAAACAAAAAACAAACAAAGUUCAUGCAAGCAAAACGUAAACCUAGUACUAACUCAAAUACCGAUCAAUCAAUAGGAAAGGAAAAGGAAUAAUACAAAAUUAAUAUCAAAGCCGGAAAAGUAUCGUACAUUUUUUGGUAGCAAAAUUUGUUUCCCUGUUUUGUAUGGAAAUCGUAAAAACAAAAAAUUCAUCGUAACGUUUGUAGGUAGCACAGUACCGUAGAGUAACAACUAUUCCAUCGCGUUAACUGUAGUGCGGCUAAAGAAAGCAUUUCGAACACUUUGUUGUUUGUGCGUGUUUUUGUUGGCUCCACUAGCACGAGCCGUGUUUUCAUCGUGUAGUGUGACAAAGAUUCCUAACAGCGCGCAAAGUCAUAAGCGCUCGAUCAUCUGAUUUUAUUCGCAAGCAGUAAGACGGUAUUUGAACGGUGUGCGGAACGAUAUGUUAAUAGUAGCGUACGGAGAUGUAUUCGGUUUAGGAUAAUUCUCUGCCACACGGUAAUGUCAAGGCAUGUGCGCAUAUACACGGGUGCAGAAGAAGUAAAAACAAAAUAUACAAACCAACAAAUCUAAA
Molecule: messenger RNA, 8605 nt
Organism: Anopheles funestus (African malaria mosquito)
Lineage: Eukaryota; Metazoa; Arthropoda; Insecta; Diptera; Culicidae
Product: nuclear pore complex protein DDB_G0274915
Exons: 12
Coding region: 2015-5884 (1289 amino acids)
Source: RefSeq, a predicted model, not a curated record